Messenger RNA from Cryptococcus wingfieldii CBS 7118, 981 nucleotides. RefSeq lists its product as hypothetical. Lineage: Eukaryota; Fungi; Basidiomycota; Tremellomycetes; Tremellales; Cryptococcaceae. The transcript is spliced from 8 exons. The coding region runs from base 1 to 981 and encodes 326 amino acids. The record is from RefSeq and is a predicted model, not a curated record.
AUGGUGGUGAAGCAAUACAAGACUGCAGCCCCUGCGCUGUUGUUCCUUGACCAGGGUGACAACCAUAUGUCCCCUGGGCCCUAUACCCUGGACCCCGCUCAGAAGGCUGCAACCCUUUUCCAAGCAGUCACCAAGUGUCAGGCUGCAGGUGCUGAAGCACUUGCCUUCAAGAGCCGGCAAGAGGCAACGAUCUACCUCCACCAGUUGGUGGCUGAAUACCUCGACCAGCUCCCGUUUGGUAUGGGGUAUGUAAAGGGUCAACUCCAGAGCGGCCUCGAUCAAGAUGACCGGUACCAAGCCGAAUGGGUCCGAUCCAGAAGAGUACGUCUUUUGUCUUCAUCGACUUUUGGCUGCAAUGACGACGUUCCUCUCAGCUCUCGAACAAGAUCGAGAAACGGCUCUUACCAUAACAUCCGGGCGGUCGUGAAAGAGACUGAGGCUUUCGGCAUCAUCAACAACAUUCUCGCCGCCCCUCGCCGCUCCGUCACCGCCUCAAAGCCAUGUGUAGUGUUUGCCACAGGGAGGAGGAAACAGUUAGAUGCAGCAGACCGGGUGGGUGGCGCAUGGGUGAUCGACUUUGUCACUAAACGCCACCGUUUUCGCUUGCCUCUUCAGACACAUCGCCCCCUACUGGGACGCGGGACGAGGCACUGCACAAUGCGCCAGCCGGCCAUGGUGUUCUGUGCGUCCAAGAACUUUGCGUCUGCACCAUUCUCAACAGUCUCCGAGUCAUUCAAGGAUGACUUGGAACCAGUUUCUGGCUACGCUUGUGACUGGUGCGACUCGGCACCUGAACAUCGUCUCGCGUUCUUGCCCUCCGUCUCGCGCGCCCGUACUUCUAUCCUACGUCCGAAGGAAGGUGUUGGGAAGAGGACACAAGUAGCCGAAUACUGCUCCGCGUUUGACUACCCGGCCGGACCCGAGAAGGCGUCUACACCCUUCGUGAAAGUUUCCAAAAUCCAGGUGUCUCUUUCCGCCUGA